CAAGCAUGGACGAGAACUGGUUCGGGUGGGCACCCGAUUCAAGCGCUGAAUACUACGACAAUGGCGCGGGCGGUAGCAGAUCAACAUCUCCCAAUCGAAUGAAACUGAAAUCGAAGAGUAAGAUUUCGAAAAAGAUGCUAAUGGAGCAAAUGGUAGCACUCAAAAACCAGUUAUAUUUCGUUAGAAAAGAAAAAGACCAAUUACUGCUUAACAAAGAAAACGCAGGAAAUAAUCAAACAAGACAAAUGGAUACGUGUCAACAACAGGCAUCUGGCAACGAGUCCCUGUUAGCCACCAUGAACCACAUGUCACUCGGAUCGUUAAAUAUCCCGGAAUGCAGCCCAUCUGAAGGAGAAAUCGAUAUUGACAAGAAGGCAUAUGAACAUUGGAAGGAGGUUGUAACAGCAUCGUUUAAUCUGGUCCAAGCGACGGAUGAAAGUGCGAAGAUGAACAUUUUUAGAAUUAAAGCUGGGACGAAACUCUUGGAAGUGAUGCAGGGAACAUCGACCGCUAUAGAUAUGCCUCCGGAGAUUACACAUCCGUUCUCUAACGCAAUUGCUCGGUUAGAUCGAUUCUUUGGGUCAAGGACUUACAUUAUUGGACAACGAGGCAAAUUGAUGAACACUAUACAACUCCAAGGAGAAUCAAGCAUUUCUUUCGUCCGUCGGGUAGCAGCGGCAGCUAGGCUUUGUGACUACAGAAACGAGGAGGAAAUGGAAGCUAUAGUUCGAACUAUUGUUAAAGGGACAAGCGAUAGUCGUGUGCGCGUGUUAGCUCAACGAAACUGGGUAAACCAAGGCGACAUGAAUAGCCUAAUUACUAUGGUACGAGACCGAGAGAUGGAGAUUUUCAAUGAGGAAGAAUACCAGAAACUAAAUCGACAAAGCAUCGCUGCAGUAACUGCAGCACCGCAAGGCACAACUCAACGAUUCCAGUUACGACGUGGAACCGGAUCAAGAUAUCAGGGAUAUCAUCGCGGAAAAGGUUCCUCUUAUCAUCGUUAUCAGGCUCUCCGUGCAAGUUCACCCAGAAAUGCUUGUUGGCGAUGCGCCAGCAUGUACCAUGGUCCAGCAGAUUGUCCAAAUCUGGAUAAGGUGUGCCAUAAUUGUAACCGACGUGGUCAUUUAGCUCGAGCUUGUUCAGCUCAGUCCCGACAAGGAAGCGGUCAAAAGCGAAUACACGAUGGAACGGAAGAAGAAGAGCCGAGAGCUAAGAUCGCAGCAAUUACUCAAAAUGGGAAAGAUAAUGAAGAAAAGGUACAUAAUGUGGUUGAAUUAGAAUAA
Molecule: messenger RNA, 1283 nt
Organism: Armigeres subalbatus
Lineage: Eukaryota; Metazoa; Arthropoda; Insecta; Diptera; Culicidae
Exons: 2
Coding region: 6-1283 (425 amino acids)
Molecular function (GO): nucleic acid binding; zinc ion binding
Source: RefSeq, a predicted model, not a curated record